This is a messenger RNA of Effrenium voratum, 657 nucleotides long. The record is from the annotation of a GenBank genome assembly. Lineage: Eukaryota; Dinophyceae; Suessiales; Symbiodiniaceae.
AUGAUCGAAGUCUUGCAAAGGCUCGGAUACGCAGCUGAUUCGUCCCACAACAAAGAAGUGGGCAAGGUGGACAUCUUUGUGAACAUUGACAACAGGACCUUUGGUGUGGAAUGUAUCAUGGCAAAGCGUGGCCCGACAGACCACGAAAAUCACCGGGGACGCUUUGACACUGCGCUGUAUGCGUACAGCAACGCCGACCACAAGGCACUAGUCACGAUUGGAAGCAGCAAAUCUCGGGUGCGAGAGCGCGUCUUGAAAACGAAAGCAGAUGGUGUCGAGAUCAUCGGCUUGGUGCCCAAUACCGCGCACACUGGCUACAACAUUCUGUACCGAGGUGCCCAAGCUGCAGAGGGUGCAGAUUUGGUGGAGUACUAUGUCGAGUGCGACCUCGUGGCACGUGCGUUGGACACAAGCAACAGGAUCCGCUGCAUCCAGAAGGUUUUGCGCAUCAACAAACCUGCUGCCGCCUUGCAACCAUCCGCUGCGGUGUCUGCGGUGUGGGUCCGUCAGCUGAAAAGCCUUGCCCGGGCCUUACCAGCUGUGCACAGUCUUGCCUGCCCUGCGUUCAUGCUCAAGAGAAACUUCCUCCACAGAAGAUUGUCCCACCUCCAAAAUCGAAGGCGUUUGUGGAGCCGUCGGUUUAACGGCUGGAUGUGA